This is a messenger RNA of Paraphaeosphaeria sporulosa, 1485 nucleotides long. Its product is annotated as UMP1-domain-containing protein. Bases 1 to 1485 code for a protein of 494 amino acids. Gene Ontology annotation, biological process: proteasome assembly. The record is from RefSeq and is a predicted model, not a curated record. NCBI's taxonomy places the organism in Eukaryota, Fungi, Ascomycota, Dothideomycetes, Pleosporales, Didymosphaeriaceae. The transcript is spliced from 5 exons. Gene Ontology annotation, cellular component: membrane.
AUGAAGCCGGUUAUCGCGGUUCCAGCCAUAGCGGCACUUGUCUACCGGGCCUGGUCGCGCAAAUCGCUCACGCCUGUGGGCAUCCUCGUGGCUUUGAUUACCGCUGUGGUGCAUGCGAUACAUCCGUGGAGUGUGUGCUUUGCGCUUCUGGCCGUCUUCUUCCUUGCUGGAAGUUCCGCAACUAAGGUCAAGCAUGACAUCAAAGCGAAACUCACGCAAUCCGCCGACGGUGCCGCGGGCGGUGAAGGCCCCCGGAAUCACAUUCAGGUCCUCGCGAACUCACUCACGGCAUCUAUAUUGAUUCUAUUGCACGCGUGGCAGUUGAAGAAAGAGGGCAUAUACGCAAAGGACGACUUAUGCUGGCGGCGCGGAAGCGAUGUGCUUGUCGUAGGCAUUGUAGCCAACUAUGCAGCUACGUGCGCCGACACACUAUCCUCAGAACUCGGCAUCCUCUCACGAUCGAAACCCCGCCUCGUCACAGCACCCUGGCGCAUCGUUCCUCCGGGCACAAACGGCGGAGUGUCUUUAGCUGGAUUGAGCGCUGGUCUGCUCGGUGGAUUCAUCAUCGCGAUCACAUCUACUCUCCUAAUACCUUUCUGUGACAAUUGGAGCUUUGGGGACAAGAUCAAAUAUACGCAGUCUAUCGCUCUUGCCGGCUUGGGUGGAUCAAUUUUGGAUUCUUUUCUCGGUGCCGUCUUCCAAGCCAGUGUAGUCGACAUUCAUUCUGGUAAGGUCGUUGAAGGUGCGGGCGGUAGAAAAGUUCUUGUGCACGGGCAUCCGAUGCACUUCAAGCCUGCAGCAGAGUUUCGGAGCCAGGCGGGCCGUGGAGAGGGCAAAGACGGUAUCGCAAAGACUUCCGCCAUCGACCUAAGCUUGGACGAUUCAGUCAAGGUAUCGAGGACUAUGCAACAGGCUGGUGCUAGUGGGACUGCUGUUGGAGAUGCUCAGCAUGAGAGCCGUAAGAUUGCCGUUGGGUACGACAUCCUGGACAACAAUGCUGUGAACCUGCUCAUGGCAGCUCUGUCUCUCCGCUUCGUCCCCCAGAAGGCGCAUCCCACGUCCACCUCCUUCGAGACCUCCGCGCCCUCCGCCCCUGGUGUGCACGAUACUCUCCGUUCGCGCCUCGCCCAGACCUCCACACCCGCCACCGCAUCAUCAUCGAACAAGCCUGUCGAACUACAAUCCGCACACCCACUUGAAGCCCGACUCGUGCAAUGGCGUGAGACCCAGGAUAAGCUGAAGAUGGAGAUGCUGAGGCGCCAGUUCGGGAUCGCGGAACCCAUCCGGAGAGGCAUGGAGCUUAAGACCGUCAGGGAGGGCGAGUGGAAGCCGGCUGUGCUUGGAGGCACCGCUGGGGUGCACAGGGAUAUUUUGGAGGGGCGGGACUGUGAGGUCGGGUGGGAGGACGUCUUCACUGGUAACGAGCUCCGCGAAGUGCCCGACUUCCACACUGAGAUGGAGGCGAAGAUGAAGAUGAACUGGUAG